AUGAAGAAGGUACUUCUGGCAGCCGCGAACAACAGCUCAGUUGACUCGGCAACGAAGCAGCAGUGGCGGGGGCCCCCGUCGUCGGGGUAUCCGGAAGCUUCUGCCUCCGAGGGCGCCAACUUGAGUGGCCAGCAAGCGAUGGAGCCGGGGCGAGGACCUCCGCCGUCUAACCCACCGGAAGCUUCUGCCUCCGAGGGCGCCAACUUGAGUGGCCAGCAAGCGAUGGAGCCGGGGCGAGGACCUCCGCCGUCAGCCCUUGCUGGGUAUCCGGAAGCUCCUGGCGUUGAGGGCGCCAACUUGAGUGGCCAGCAAGCGAUGGAGCCGUGGCGAGGACCUCCGCCGUCGGCCCUUGCUGGGUAUCCGGAAGCUCCUGGCGUUGAGGGCGCCAACUUGAGUGGUCAGCAAGCGAUGGAGCCGUGGCGAGGACCUCCGCCGUCGGCCCUUGCUGGGUAUCCGGAAGCUCCUGGCGUUGAGGGCGCCAACUUGAGUGGUCAGCAAGUGAUGGAGCCGUGGCGAGGACCUCCGCCGUCGGCCCUUGCUGGGUAUCCGGAAGCUCCUGGCGUUGAGGACGCCAACUUGAGUGGCCAGCAAGCGAUGGAGCCGUGGCGAGGACCUCCGCCGUCGGCCCUUGCUGGGUAUCCGGAAGCUCCUGGCGUUGAGGGCGCCAACUUGAGUGGCCAGCGAGCGGAGGAGCCGUGGCGGGGACCUCUGCCGCAUUCACGCGAGCCAACGCCGGGCCCAGGGGGAUAUCCAGAAGAAUCCCUCUCUGCUCCUGGUGAUCAGAGAUUCAUAGAUGGAGGAGGGGAGCUGGAUUGCAUCGACUUGUCCACCAUUCAUGGUUUCAGUUUCCUAAAGUUUCUGGAGAUGCAACUUCCUGAACAAGCUCCUGGCGUUGAGGGCGCCAACUUGAGUGGCCAGCAAGCGAUGGAGCCGUGGCGAGGACCUCCGCCGUCGGCCCUUGCUGGUUAUCCGGAAGCUUCUGCCUCCGAUGGCGCCAACUUGAGUGGCCAGCGAGCGAUGGAGCCGGGGCGAGGACCUCCGCCGUCUAACCCACCGGUUAGCUCAUUUGAUUUUUUGUUGCUGAUUUUGUUGCUCCUUAUGUAG
Messenger RNA from Amphibalanus amphitrite, 1104 nucleotides. Its product is annotated as proline-rich protein HaeIII subfamily 1-like. The record is from RefSeq and is a predicted model, not a curated record. The transcript has 12 exons. The coding region runs from base 1 to 1104 and encodes 367 amino acids. NCBI's taxonomy places the organism in Eukaryota, Metazoa, Arthropoda, Thecostraca, Balanomorpha, Balanidae.